AUGCUACCGUUUAGAGCAUCUCUCAGGUUUCUGCAUACAAACAUCCACAGAGUCUUUGUUCUGGCUCUGCUAUGCAUUGCGCUCUUUAAUCUGGUCAACCGAGGCGUGCUCCCUCUUUCGCGCGUCAGAGCCCCAAAGCACGUUAUCCAAGACGAUGAAGCUGAAGACUUGGCAGCAGAUGAUCUCAUUGUUGAUCUACCCAUUGUCGAACACCACCACCAUCAUAGUCAGCUCCGACACCAUGCGCACGGACACAAACUGGCAUCGCACAAGUUUCGUGACGACGGGCUUCUCGAGGUCAAUCCAGACGGAAGGCAUCCCAUCUACGAUCUGAUGAGCAGAGCGGAGCGUGCUUGGGAGGAUAAAGUGGCGACGCAGAGCAAGACGCUCGCCGAGGCUGUCACUCAGUAUCGACAACGGUACCAUAGAGAGCCCCCGCUUGGAUUUGGUGAAUGGUGGAAGUAUGUCAAAGUGCACAAUGUGCAACUACCAGACGAAUAUGAUCAGAUCUAUCGCGACCUGGAACCGUUCUGGGGUAUGCAUCCGUCGAUGAUACGCUCGUUGCAGUCGGAGUUCAUGUCGGAGCCUGGGACGUACACCCUCUCCAAUGGUCACGACGGCUAUGGACCCGUGUACAUCUCCUCAACUUCUAUGUCGGCAUCGGAAGAAGCAGAGAUUCUCCAAGGACGGGCCAGUCUGCAAAUGGACGUGAUCCAACCAGUUAGCCAGUGGCUCCCGCCAUUUCAGGCAACCUUUAUCUAUCACGACAAUCCCUUGAUGCUCGUAGCUCAAAGUCUCAGGCAGGCGGCAUUGGACGCGGCUGCAAUGCAAGAACAUUUGGAUCAAUUAGAGGCGUGGAAUCCACAUGAUUUUGGGUGGACGACCCUUUGUCCUCCAUCUACCCCUCUUCGCCGGAUGCACGACGCCCUCGACAUUCCCAACCUUGAUGAACUACAUUCCAAACUUCCGAAGACAUUUAUUUAUAACCAUGUUCGGUCCAUGAAUCCUUGCUUGCAUCCGACACACAUCAACCUCAACGGCCAACUCUUGAAUUUCGAAUACGGCCCGACUCCAAGAUGGAAGUAUUACCCCAGUUUCUCCAUGUCUACAACUACCAUGCAUGCAGAUAUACUCACCGUAGCUCCAGAGAACUGGGUCGAAGAUGUCGGGGUCGAUCCACCUUGGGACCGGAAACCGCAUUCGAAGUUACUGUGGAGGGGGUCCACCACGGGUAUGGACAUGAAAGGCCGGCGGAAAUGGAGGCUCUCGCAAAGACUCAGACUGGUCGACCUCGCGAAUCGUAUGAACGGCUCCCACCAAGUGUUGCAUCCACACAGCCCACUAUCCCCCGUCGGGAUGCCCCUAGUAUCGUCAUCUGCGGAGCUCAAUGGAAGACUAAUGGACAUAGCAUUUACUUCCAAUGCUUCACAAUGUGAACUCCAAAUCUGCAAAGAGAUUGAAAAGGAUUACAGGUUUAGACAAGAGCGCCUGACGUGGGAUGAAGCGAACAAGUACAAGUAUCUUCUCGAUGUUGACGGAAACGGAUGGUCGGCUCGUUUCAAGCGCUUAAUGACGACCAACUCCCUUGUACUCAAGGCGACCAUUUGUCCUGAAUGGUACGCAGAUCGCAUCCAAAGCUGGGUCCAUUAUGUCCCCGUCAAGACGGAUUUGACAGACCUCUAUGAUUUAAUGACGUUCUUUCGAGGAGAUGGUUCGGACAACACGGGCAACGACCGUCUGGCUGAAAAGAUUGCCACUGCUGGCAAAAAGUGGAGCAAGACAUUUUGGCGAAAGGAGGAUGAGACUGCAUACAUGUUUCGUCUCCUUCUCGAAUGGGCCCGGGUUUCUGAUCCGAAUCGUGAUAUAAUGUACUUUAAAUGGACAAAUGAAGAUGUAGAGCUCUAG
Molecule: messenger RNA, 1905 nt
Organism: Serendipita indica DSM 11827
Lineage: Eukaryota; Fungi; Basidiomycota; Agaricomycetes; Sebacinales; Serendipitaceae
Source: the annotation of a GenBank genome assembly